Messenger RNA from Oncorhynchus gorbuscha (pink salmon), 1203 nucleotides. It is a transcript of the gene sigmar1, whose product is annotated as sigma non-opioid intracellular receptor 1. The transcript is spliced from 4 exons. Gene Ontology annotation, cellular component: endoplasmic reticulum. The record is from RefSeq and is a predicted model, not a curated record. NCBI's taxonomy places the organism in Eukaryota, Metazoa, Chordata, Actinopteri, Salmoniformes, Salmonidae. The coding region runs from base 28 to 816 and encodes 262 amino acids.
ACUGCCCAUGCUGUCUCAGACGCGAUAAUGACACAGACGAGUCAUGUAUCUAUAUCUCUAUGGGCGCCUUCGCAUAACUUCCGUCUGUCUUCGCUGCAACUCUUGUCUGUUUCUCUGGUCGUGGUGUUUUACCACUCAAUCUCAGUCAUGUCUUGGACAACUAAAGUGUUAAAGUUAAUCGUGCUGGCUGGAGUGUCUGUGUUGAUAGUGAUGUACCUGCGGCAGUGGAUGGCCAACAAACACUAUGUCUUCACGAAGGAAGAUGUUGCUGUACUGGCCAAGCGAUACGCAGGCCAGGACCACGACCAGGCGUUCUCCAAGGUGGUGGUGGAGCUGCGGAGGAAGUACCCGGGUCACAUCCUGCCGGAUGAGGACCUGCAGUGGGUGUUUGUCAACGCAGGCGGCUGGAUGGGGUCCAUGUGUCUGCUCCACGCCUCCCUCACCGAGUACGUCCUGCUGUUCGGCACCGCCGUGGACACCGGAGGACACUCAGGUCGUUACUGGGCUGAAAUAUCAGACACCAUCAUCUCUGGGACCUUCAGGCAGUGGAAGGAGGGAUCAACUAAGAGUGAAAUGUACUAUCCAGGUGACACGAUAGUCCACACGGUAGGCGAGGCGACGUCGGUCCAGUGGAGUGCUGGGACGUGGAUGGUGGAGUACGGCAGAGGAUUCAUCCCCUCCACACUGGGCUUCGCCCUGGCAGACACUCUGUUCAGCACACAGGACUUCCUCACUAUGUUCUACACCAUACGGGUCUACGCCAAGGGAAUGCUGCUGGAGGCCAAUACACUACUCACUGAGGCUGGUGUCUUCUGAGGAACCUGACCCCUAACCCUCUCUGCGGCUGACGUCUUCUGAGGAACCUGACCCCUAACCCUUCUGCGGCUGGUGUCUUCUGAGGAACCUGACCCCUAACCCUCUCUGCGGCUGGUGUCUUCUGAGGAACCUGACCCCUAACCCUCUCUGGGGCUGGCGUCUUCUGAGGAACCUGACCCCUAACCCUCUCGGAGACUGGAGUCUUCUGAGGAACCUGACCUCUAAACCCUGAAACGUAUUGAGUUAGAUAUACAGUAGCAAUCAAAAGUUUGGAGACUUACUCAUUCAAGGAUUUUUCUUUAUUUUUACUACUUUCUACAUUAGAGAACAAUAGUGAAGAGAAACUAUGAAAUAAUGUAGUAACCAAAAAGUUUUAAACAAAUCAAA